GAUCGCCCGGACAUUUUCGCCUCUUUGUUUUACUGAUAGUGGAUUUAACUCGGAUUGAACCCAGUAUCCUGCGGACUCUUCAGCUCCCGAACAGGUGCAUGAGGGGCGGUCCGUGAUGACGAGUUAGCCCCUCCCCCUUUCUGGACUCGAGAGCUGAUUGGCCCCCUGCUCACCGCAACCAUGGCGGCCACCGGGAACCCCGACAUGUUGACGCGGAAGAUCAAGUUGUGGGAUAUUAACGCCCACAUCACGUGUCGCCUGUGUGAGGGCUACCUGAUAGACGCCACCACCGUCACCGAGUGUCUCCACACCUUCUGCAGGAGUUGUCUGGUGAAGUAUCUGGAGGAGAACAACACGUGUCCCACAUGCAGGAUUGUCAUUCACCAGAGCCAUCCACUGCAGUAUAUAGGUCAUGAUCGGACCAUGCAGGAUAUUGUCUAUAAGCUGGUUCCAGGUCUCCAGGAAGCUGAGCUUAAGAACCAGCGUGAGUUCUAUGAGAAGUUGGGCAUGGAGGUACCAGGAGACCUGAAGGGAGAACUCAACAACCUGAAGCCCCUACUGGACACACAACGCAACGGUGAGGUCAAGGCAGAGGAGACGGCCCAAAAGGGCGACCAGGAGAAGACGGAGGAGGACAACGAUUACCACCGCAGUGACGAGCAGGUGAGUAUCUGUCUGGAGUGUAACAGUAGUAAGCUGAGGGGUCUAAAGAGGAAGUGGAUUCGCUGCUCCGCUCAGGCCACCGUCCUCCAUCUGAAGAAGUUCAUCGCCAAAAAACUCAACCUGACGUCCUUCAACGAGCUGGACAUCUUAUGCAAUGAGGAGAUUCUGGGGAAGGAUCACACACUCAAGUUCGUGGUGGUCACGAGAUGGAGAUUCAAGCAGAAGUCUCCGUUGCUUCUGCAUUACCGGCCCAAGAUGGAUCUGCUGUAGGGAGCCAGUUGAGACGCCACACCACCAGACUCCUGCAGCAGACACACACACACACACACGGACAGACAGACAGACACGCCAGUCUCAAGGAGUAUUUAUGCAGAGACGAUCAACACACACACACACACACACACACACACACACACACACACACACACACACACACACACACACACACACACACACACACACACACACACACACACACUGACUCCACACAUACACAUGACUUCGGGAGCACAUACAUGCAGAGAAACACACACACACACACACACACACACACACACACACACACACACACACACACACACACACACACACACACACACACACACACACACACACACACACACACACAGCCUCAGGAACAGCCCUAGCCGUCCUGCGGCCUCUGUGAAGCGAGGAUGAGGAGGAGGAAGAGGAGGAGGACUUUCAGACGUUGUAAACUUUAUAUUUAUACUUUUGUACAGAAUAGACCCACGCUACCGAGCCUGACCACACUAUG
This is a messenger RNA of Engraulis encrasicolus (European anchovy), 1438 nucleotides long. RefSeq names its product polycomb group RING finger protein 3. NCBI's taxonomy places the organism in Eukaryota, Metazoa, Chordata, Actinopteri, Clupeiformes, Engraulidae. The record is from RefSeq and is a predicted model, not a curated record. Gene Ontology annotation, cellular component: PRC1 complex. The transcript has 10 exons. Gene Ontology annotation, biological process: regulation of transcription by RNA polymerase II. Bases 181 to 933 code for a protein of 250 amino acids.